UGAGGAGCUCCGGUUUGCACAUCCGUGCCGCUAGUUUCUGUUUCUUUACUGUCUGCAUAGCUGGGCCUGGGUAACGUUACUGCGGUCCGACGUCUGUUUCUCAUAGAGGUGAAUCCCAGUUGUAGGCACUGGAGACACUUGGAUAUCGAACAAUGCUCAAGUUAAUAUUUGCCGCUUUCCUCGCCGUUGCUGCUCAGGCAAGUGAUGUGCUGGAGUUCACUGAUGACGACUUUGACAGCAGAAUUGGAGACCAUGAUAUGAUCCUCGUGGAAUUCUUUGCACCAUGGUGUGGACACUGUAAACGUCUUGCUCCUGAGUAUGAAGCUGCUGCUACCCGUUUGAAAGGAAUUGUCGCACUGGCAAAGGUUGACUGCACAGCCAACUCCAAUGUGUGUAGUAAGUAUGGCGUGAGUGGCUACCCAACCCUCAAGAUCUUCAGAGAUGGAGAGGAAGCAGGGGGCUAUGAUGGACCUCGCACUGCAGAUGGGAUUGUCAGUCACUUAAAGAAGCAGGCAGGCCCAGCGUCCGUGGAGGUCAAGACCCAGGCCGAAUUUGACAAGUUUACAGCAGAUCGUGAUUCAAGUGUUGUGGGUUUCUUUGCUGAUGGUGGCAGUUCAGCCCAGGCAGAGUUCCUCAAGUCUGCUAGUGCCCUCAGAGAGUCCUACCGCUUUGCCCACACCAACAACGAAGACCUGCUGAAGAAAUACGACGUUGAAGCAGAGGGUGUCAUUCUUUUCCGGCCACCACAUCUGACCAAUAAGUUUGAGGACAGCAGUGUUAAGUUCAGUGAGGAGAAAUUCACCAAUGCCAAGAUCAAGCGAUUCAUUCAGGACAGCAUUUUUGGAAUGUGCCCCCACAUGACUGAUGACAACAAGGACUUGCUCCGGGGGAAGGACCUGCUGGUGGCGUACUACGACGUCGACUACGAGAAGAACCCCAAGGGCUCCAACUACUGGAGGAACAGAGUGAUGAAGGUCGCCAAAGGAUUCCUGGAUCAGGGCAAGAAGUUGAACUUUGCUGUGGCCAACAAAAACAGUUUCAGCCACGACCUCUCAGAGAUGGGUCUGGAUGCCAGCGCUGGAGAAAUCCCUGUUGUGGGCAUCCGCACAGCCAAAGGCGACAAAUAUGUGAUGCAGGAGGAGUUCUCCCGUGAUGGCAAAGCUUUGGAGCGGUUCCUGCAGGACUACUUUGAUGGCAAUCUUAAGCGCUACCUGAAGUCUGAACCUAUUCCCGAAAACAAUGAUGGACCAGUCAAGGUGCUCGUGGCUGAGAACUUUGACUCCAUUGUGAAUGACGACAGCAAGGAUGUCCUGAUUGAGUUCUAUGCACCAUGGUGUGGCCACUGCAAGAGCCUCGAGCCCAAGUACAAUGAACUGGGAGAGAAGCUUGCCAAUGAUCCCAACAUCGUCAUUGCAAAGAUGGAUGCAACAGCAAAUGAUGUGCCUUCGCAAUAUGAAGUUCGGGGAUUCCCCACACUCUUUUUCUCCCCAGCUGGGCAGAAAGACAGUCCAAAGAAAUAUGAGGGAGGUCGUGAGGUCAGUGAUUUCAUCUCCUACCUGAAGAGGGAGGCCACAAAUCCUCUGGUGGUGCAGGAAGACGACAAGAAGCCCAAAAAGAAGAAGAAGGUUGAGCUCUAAACAUCUCGUCAGCCCACCUGCACUCAAGGGAGGACUAAAUUAUAUUCCAUUCUUCUAGAGAACUACAGAAUGCUCUGACCCAAGUCAUGAUGGCAGCCCCCCCUCUGCCCUGCUGGGAAUGCUGUGGACUGGGAUGAUGGCCAGGCUGUGUGUGAUUUAAAAAAAAAAAAUGUCUUCAAAAGGUGGACUGCCUUUGAAAUCGAGAUUAUUUUUCCCUUGCUCUGAACCAUGGAGAAAUGCACUUUGGUGAUGAGACCAGUUUCCAGUCGCGCAUUGUUUUGUUUUCUGAAAAAAAGGGGGGUGUUCCUGUUCCUUGUUCCUGUUUUUAUUUUUUGUUUUGUUUUAUUUUGUAUCUUGUCUCAUUUUGUACAUUUGGAAGGAUUGUGAAAUAAAAGGCCCACUAAACCA
Messenger RNA from Alosa sapidissima (American shad), 2045 nucleotides. It is a transcript of the gene pdia3, whose product is annotated as protein disulfide isomerase family A, member 3. The transcript is spliced from 13 exons. Gene Ontology annotation, cellular component: endoplasmic reticulum; cell surface. Gene Ontology annotation, molecular function: protein disulfide isomerase activity. The coding region runs from base 153 to 1637 and encodes 494 amino acids. Lineage: Eukaryota; Metazoa; Chordata; Actinopteri; Clupeiformes; Clupeidae. Gene Ontology annotation, biological process: protein folding; response to endoplasmic reticulum stress. The record is from RefSeq and is a predicted model, not a curated record.